Messenger RNA from Penicillium atrosanguineum, 912 nucleotides. RefSeq lists its product as uncharacterized. The record is from RefSeq and is a predicted model, not a curated record. Bases 1 to 912 code for a protein of 303 amino acids. NCBI's taxonomy places the organism in Eukaryota, Fungi, Ascomycota, Eurotiomycetes, Eurotiales, Aspergillaceae. Gene Ontology annotation, biological process: secondary metabolite biosynthetic process. Gene Ontology annotation, molecular function: FAD binding; monooxygenase activity. The transcript has 6 exons.
AUGGAAGCCGGUUCUGGAAAGAGUCAAAACGAAAGCUUGAAGUUGCCGAGCUAUCCAAGUAACUGCCUUUAUUUUCUGAGAUCCAUCGAGGAUAGUGUUCCGGAGAGUGCGAGGAAUGGGGAGCAGUUAAAUGUCGUUAUUGUUGGAGCUGGUCUUGGAGGUCUUGCUACAGCCAUUGCCCUGGCUCAGAAGACCCACCAUGUAACCAUCUACGAACAAGCACAUCAACUGGCAGAAGUUGGUGCCGGGAUUCAGAUUCCCCCCAACUCCACACGUCUUUUGCUCAAAUUGGGUCUGGGUCCUUAUUUGGAAAAAUACGUCACAGAACCAGAGAGCGUUCUUAUGCGUCGUUGGCAGAAUGGCAAAGUCAUUGGCCGGACACGAUUGGAUCCUGACUUUAAGCGGGAGUUUGAUGCACCAUAUUGGGUUAUUCACCGGGCGCACUUCCAUGAAGCAAUGCAUGCGCUGGCCGUGGACUUGGGUGUCGUCGUCAACUUGGCUUCAAAGGUUGUCUCGUACGACGUUGACGGUCCAACUGUCUCGCUAGAGAAUGGCUCGACCAUCUUCGCGGAUUUAAUUGUAGCUGCAGAUGGAGUAAAUUCCACUGCACGGAGAAUUGUCCAAGAAGGAGUUGACCACCCACCCCAGAAGACGGGCUUCGCAGCCUAUCGGGCUGUGGUGGAUAUUGGUCGCAUGCUAGGCGAUCCUGAAAUAGCAUGGUUACUGGAAAAGCCCUCGUUCAACCUAUGGCUCGGUGACAAGCGACAUGUUAUGACCUAUGUGAUCGGGGCCGGAAAGACAUUUAACAUGGUUCUAUCACAUCCAGAUGAUGGCUCUGGUUGGGAUACAACUGAAGAAGAAACGAUCGCCAACAUGCGAAAAGAGUUCGAAGGCUGGGAUCCAGUAUUAUAA